Orussus abietinus is the source of this 2816-nucleotide messenger RNA. RefSeq lists its product as uncharacterized. The transcript has 9 exons. NCBI's taxonomy places the organism in Eukaryota, Metazoa, Arthropoda, Insecta, Hymenoptera, Orussidae. Bases 878 to 2332 code for a protein of 484 amino acids. The record is from RefSeq and is a predicted model, not a curated record.
GCAGCAUCUAGCAACGUAAGAUGGCCGUUGUACAUACUCCCCUCUCCUUGCAUUUCGGGCUUCACUGGAUGUAUUUCUGCAAAAUUGAAUACAGCAGGACGCCCAGAUUUGCUCGCCAUUCUUUCUGACAUGAUGGUUACUUGCCUAUUUUCAACAAACCGAAGCGUUUUACUGCAUACAAUUUUGCAACAAUGCCGCGAGAGGAAAAGAAGCUCAAGUUGCAAUCGGUGUUAAAUUGCGCCAAGCAAGUAAUUAAUUCAACUUGUUCACAGAGGGCAGCACAGAAAUACGAUUGAUAACUCGACCAGUGAGUUAUUUCUCUAUUCAUCUCUGUUUUCAUUGAGAGCGCCGUAAGUCGAAAUAUCCAGUUUGAAACAGUUUGAAAUGUGGGGUACGUAUUAAGAGAUUUCGUUAAGAGUUUAAAAACAAAAGCGUGCUCCGAAAUCAGAGGAACUACGAUAACGUAGGUACAACCUUAGCACAUUCAGCAAGAUUCUACAACAAUUGAUCGUAAUUGACACGCUGCUGUUAAAAGUGCCGACGGGUAGACGAUGGUGUACCAAGCUGCUACAAUAUGUUCUUUUGGACAAUACACCGUCAUUUAGACUGAGAGAUUAUAAAACAAUGUGUAGUAUACAUACUGAUGUAAAAUAAGCCAAUGGAUAGUCAAACGAGUAAUAACUGUAUUACAGAAGUCACUUCGGGAACAUACAGCAGAUACUAAUGCACUUUGUGGCAACUAUGGAAAGCAAUUUAAUUAUAUUUAUAUAGGAAAUAAAUAAUGUACAUACUAAAUUUAUCGUUUUGGACCACACGGUAAACAAUUACAUUAGCUGAACAAAUAUGUCUUCUUCAUUUAAAAGACUUAACUGCAAAAAUGCAAAUGAAGGGCCACUCUUUCGUCCUAAUAUUUAUUAUGAUGUAUGGUUUGUGGAUACAAUCAGGAAACUUUUUAGUCAUCUUAAGAAGUUCAUUGCAGAAUCACUUGCACUUAAAGAAGAAUGUGCUGUUAAGUAAAAAUUAUACUUCAUUAAACUCAAAAGAUAAAUCUCUACAGAACAAGGUAGGACAAGCAGUAGGAAAACUUCCAACAACUCGCACGAAAGGAAACAAUGCAGCAAAUCAAGUAAAAAAUGUAACUACAAAUAAUACGUAUUCCAACCAAGAGCACGGGCUUGUUCAAUUAACGAUGCAGCGAGUACCGGGCAAGAUAAAUGACAAAGUACGCAAAGCUAUGGGUAGGCAGUUGAUGAGAGCUUUGCUCGAAAAUUAUGCAAAAGCAGAAGACAAUACAGCUAUAAAGGAAAAAGACAUGUACGAAUUAUUUUCUUGUAUAGAAUUCAACAUUUGUAGUAAUGCUACCAAUAUCCACCAUUAUAAGCAAAACAUGCAUAAAUUGUUUACAUCUGUUCGAAACAGUACUAAAAAUAACGUGAUUCACGAUAGUCUGCAAGAACUAAUAUCAGGUAUAAACGAAUCUAGUUGUAUGACAGAUAAAUCUGUUGAUAGAAAUGAAAAAUUUGGGCAAUGUCCAAAUAAACAUAACGACUUAGAUGUACAAAAGAUCUGUACAAAAUUUAGUAAGUUUAAUGAGAAUCAACGGAACUGUGAUAAAUAUAUUGUCAAAAAUUCAGAAUUGAACUUUUAUCAGUAUGGUUCUGAUGUCGCAUUGAUAAUACGUGAUGUGGAAGAUCAAGAAUGUUCAGAUGAAAUGUCUGAAAUGAGUAUAAACUCCAAGGAAGGUACUGUUUUACAACAUAAAUCCCAAGACCCUAUUAUUAUCGAGAUUUCUUCUGGUGACGAAAAUGAGGAAUUAAGAAAUAAAAAAAGUGAACACAACCAGUCGAAUAUAGAAAAGACUUUAAAUAGAGAUGUUAGUAUGAAUGUACAAGGAGGUGCAUCUAAUACAUUAAAUGAAACAAUUGUGAUUGAAGAUGACGAUGAAAUAGAGGUUGUGUUAGACAAUACGAGGAACCAAAAAAUGGAAAAACCAAAAGGUUGUGAUAGCGAAAAAAUUGGUAUUGAAAAAGGUCGAAAAAAAUCAUUGAUUGUUGAACCUACUAGUGCAAAACCGAAGGUAUGCGUAUCGAUUGACUUAGAAAUUCAAGAUAGAACUGCAACAAUUAUAAAGAAGUAUAUGAAACAAUACUACCAGUCACGUGUCAUCCCAGACAAGGCGAUGCUUAACGCGAUUAUUCAACAACUGCAUGUUUUUAUACUUAAAAAAGAAUUAUACGAUAAAGAAAGCAUUAAAGGAGUUAUCGACAAUUUUGUAAAAAAUCAUAAAUUCACAGUUAAAAGGAAAGCCGGUACAUGGAUUUCUAGUCGAUAAUCCUUACGGAUAAAUGAACAGUGAAGCCAAAAUAAGAUUAUAGUUCUUAUUUUUUUUGCAUUUAUGUACAAUUAAAAACAAAACCCAAGUAUCUCCCUAAUUAGUAAUCAUCUGUGUGAUACCUACAAAACUGAAGUUCCAGGUCUUUUUACAAUUAUUUAUUUUCUUUUUAUACCACAGACUUUAAAAUGAGAUUUUUCUAUGAAGAAACAAUUGAAUACAAAUCAGCACAUAUUUGUCUUUUUUUUCAGAAUUACAUUAAUUAGUUUCUGCAUAUAGUAUGUUAGGAAUUUGAGAAAUAAGCGUUCAUUUAUUGUUGAAAAGGAAAACCACCAGUGUUAUUUUUUUUACUUGUUAUAAUAUGCAUCGAAAGGGUUAAAGCCGGUGAAACUUAAUACUCUAGGAUUUAUUAUAAUUGUUACUAUUGUUAUCAUUUCUUGCUUAAUAUACACUCAAACGUGAUAUGUUUGUUAUAAGAAUCUAA